AAACAAGUCACGUGAUCUACAAACAAAAUGGCGAUGCUUUCUUUGCUGCUAAGGAGAUCUUCUUUGCUAGCUAGACCGUCUUCUUUAGCUGGAAGACAUGCUGUUUCUCAAGUGAGACUAGCCAGCUCACAAGCACCUGAAAAGAUCAGAGUUUAUGUAAAUGAUAUUCCAGUUUAUUGUGAACCUGAAACUACUGUACUGCAGGCGUGUGCGUUGGCAGGUGUUGAGAUCCCAAGGUUCUGCUAUCACGACAGGUUAUCAGUGGCUGGUAAUUGUCGGAUGUGUCUCGUUGAAGUUGAGAAAUCAGCAAAACCUGUAGCAUCUUGUGCGAUGCCAAUAAUGAAGGACCAGAAGAUAUGGACAGACUCACCUGCAACAAGGAGGGCUAGAGAAGGUGUGAUGGAGUUUCUUCUAGUCAAUCAUCCACUGGAUUGUCCGAUUUGUGAUCAAGGAGGAGAGUGUGACCUACAGGAUCAGUCAAUGGCUUUUGGUAGUGAUAGAAGUCGCUUUGUUGAUAACAGCUUUGCCGGAAAAAGGGCAGUAGAGGAUAAGAACAUUGGUCCACUGGUGAAGACCAUUAUGACCCGUUGUAUCCAUUGUACUCGCUGUGUCAGGUUUGGUAAUGAGGUAGCGGGUGUGUCUGAUUUGGGUACUACAGGAAGAGGUGGUGACAUGCAGAUUGGUACUUAUGUUGAGAAACUCUUCCGCUCUGAGCUCUCGGGUAACGUUAUUGACCUUUGUCCUGUUGGAGCCCUCACCUCAAAACCAUACUCCUUCACUGCUCGACCCUGGGAACUAAGGAAGACAGAGUCCAUUGAUGUUCUUGAUGCUGUGGGUAGUAACAUUGUCGUUGACCACAGAACUGGUGAGGUCAUGAGGAUCCUCCCACGUCUCAACGAGGAGGUGAACGAGGAGUGGAUAUCAGAUAAGACCAGGUUCUCAUACGACGGACUCAAGAGGCAGAGACUCACCGUCCCCAUGAUUAAAAGGGGUGGGGUUUGGGGCGAGGCCUCAUGGGAAGAUAAUGCUAAAAGACCAAUGAUAAUAGUUGGUAGUUCUUGUCUUCAAGACGUUUCCAAUGGAGCUGAUAUUUUAUACAAAAUAUCAAAAAUAUCAAACGAACUGGUACAAUCAGAUAAUAAUGCUGAAGGUUGGAGAGUCUUGAAUGUUCUUCAUCGUGUGGCUAGUCAAGUUGGGGCUCUUGAUGUCGGGUAUAAAGGAGGAAUUGGGGACUUGAGUAACGUCAAGUUAUUAUAUUUACUGGGAGCUGACGGAGGUUUAGUAAAGAGAGAGGAUCUACCUGAAGAUUGUUUUGUAAUUUAUCAAGGUCACCAUGGCGACAGAGGCGUGAACAUUGCAGAUGUGAUAUUACCAGGAGCUGCUUAUACUGAGAAAAUGGCUACUUACGUGAACACUGAAGGAAGAGCUCAGCAGACGAGGGUAGCAGUCACGCCUCCUGGUAUGGCCAGGGAGGACUGGAAGAUUAUCAGAGCUUUAUCAGAAGUAACUGGUAAUACGUUAGGUUAUGAUGAUUUGGAGCAGCUGCACGAGAGAAUGGAAGAGAUUGCUCCUCACCUGCUCAGAUAUGGAGACUUCGAGCCGGCAAACUUCUUCAAGCUAGCACACAAACUAUUAAAAUCUAGUGUUUCUGGGUCUACUGGGGCUCCAGUGAGGGUUGAUAUGAAGUCAUUGGAUCAGUUCUAUAUGACUGACCCAAUUAGCAGAGCAUCACAGACGAUGGCAAAGUGUGUAACAGCUGUCAAAGAAGACGAUCAAAAAUGAGAACAAUAAAUUAUUAUACUCUUCGCAGUUUGCACACAUACACACACUCAUAUUAUUAUAGCCUCUUUCAGCAAAGAUGAUAGAUUGUGUAACUCUGUCAUAAACAAUAAUUUCUUAGCUGUAA
Molecule: messenger RNA, 1906 nt
Organism: Amphimedon queenslandica
Lineage: Eukaryota; Metazoa; Porifera; Demospongiae; Haplosclerida; Niphatidae
Product: NADH-ubiquinone oxidoreductase 75 kDa subunit, mitochondrial-like
Exons: 14
Coding region: 28-1782 (584 amino acids)
Biological process (GO): ATP synthesis coupled electron transport
Cellular component (GO): membrane
Molecular function (GO): NADH dehydrogenase (ubiquinone) activity; iron-sulfur cluster binding
Source: RefSeq, a predicted model, not a curated record